AUGCUGGAUCCUGUGGUGACAGGCUCACAACUCACUCAAGUACUCAUCGACGGCGGGAGCGGCCUCAACCUGCUCUUCGUGGGUACUUUAAAGAAGAUGGGGAUGAACAUCUCCAACAUGCUCACCCUCUUCGUGGUCACCUUCAGGACCAAGGACAUCUAUCGCGCCGAGUACGUCAAGUUCGAGGUAGCAAACUUAGAGUCAUCUUACCUCGCCAUCCUUGGAAGACCUGCUCUGACCAAAUUCAUGGCUGCACCCCACUACGUCUACUUGCUCCUCAAGAUGCCGGGCAAGGCAGGGGCAAUCGAGGAUGACUCGACUACACGUGUGCCUGAUGCUUUAGCUGAAGUCUUCGUGGCCGCGCAGCAGCUCCCUUCAUCAGAUAUGGCGAUUCUGACCAAGAAGUCGAGCCAGUCCUCAGUGAAGCCCACCAGCGAAGUUGGUAUGAAGGCCAUCCAACUGCAGGAGGGCGACCCCUCCAAGAUACCCCUGAUUGGCACAGGGCUGAGCGACAAAUAG
Panicum hallii is the source of this 519-nucleotide messenger RNA. RefSeq lists its product as uncharacterized. The coding region runs from base 1 to 519 and encodes 172 amino acids. The record is from RefSeq and is a predicted model, not a curated record. The transcript is spliced from 3 exons. NCBI's taxonomy places the organism in Eukaryota, Viridiplantae, Streptophyta, Magnoliopsida, Poales, Poaceae.